Molecule: messenger RNA, 1309 nt
Organism: Amphiprion ocellaris (clown anemonefish)
Lineage: Eukaryota; Metazoa; Chordata; Actinopteri; Pomacentridae
Gene: ptges3a
Product: prostaglandin E synthase 3a (cytosolic)
Exons: 8
Coding region: 222-701 (159 amino acids)
Biological process (GO): prostaglandin biosynthetic process; chaperone-mediated protein complex assembly; telomerase holoenzyme complex assembly
Cellular component (GO): nucleus; cytosol
Molecular function (GO): prostaglandin-E synthase activity; protein-folding chaperone binding; Hsp90 protein binding
Source: RefSeq, a predicted model, not a curated record
CGGCUCCGGCCUGCGGAGCUCCGUCCCACGCUCCGAGCAGGCACGUCACGGGAGAACGAGGAAAACACGCGAUGUUUGGAGGGACUCCAGCGCAUCUGUUGUAAACCUUAGAGUUAACUGUUUAGGUUUCAGUCAUCAGUUUUGCCGGGCACUGCUGCUAGGUAACACUGUUGUCCAUAUCGUGGUCCGACGAGGGAGUUUAAUUGCUAAAAGCAGUGAAGAUGCAGCCUGCAACAGCUAAAUGGUAUGACAGACGAGACUCUGUAUUUAUAGAGUUCUGUUUGGAGGACAGUAAAGAUGUGCAAGUAAAUUUCAACAAGUCAAAACUAGAUUUCAGCUGUGUCAGUGGAACAGAUGAUAUCAAACACCAGAAUACAGUGGAACUUUUUGGGGAGAUUGACCCUAAAGAAUCCAAACACAGACGCACAGACAGGUCUGUGUUGUGUUGUUUACGAAAAGCAGAGCCUGGGAAGUCAUGGCCACGACUUACCAAAGACAAGACAAAGUGCAACUGGCUGAGUGUGGAUUUCAAUAAUUGGAAAGACUGGGAAGAUGACUCGGAUGAAGAUUUGUCAAGUUUUGACAAAUUCUCAGAGAUGAUGAACAGCAUGGGAGGGGAUGAUCUACCAGAUUUAGAUGGAGCAGAUGACGUGCAUGACUCUGCAGACAGCGACGAUGAAAAAAUGCCCGACCUUGAGUAGACAAACACGGAUGCCACCUCAGUAGUUAAUAAAGCAAGUUAUAAGUCAGUUGAAGAAAGACUAGACAUGAGUUGGCACCCACAUUGGAGAAGAUCCUAAUCUCUCUACGCAGUUUCCAAAGCGAAACCCCUCAAGGGAGUGACAGGGAGUGACUGUUGGAUACAGACAUGCACAGAGAUCCAUAGCGACAUACAGUGCUGUGCUUUGCUGUUUUGUUCUGCAUGGACAAUUCUGUUCAAAUGAAAAAUGUUAUUGUUCAUUGACUUAAAUGACUGUAAUGGGAUGUGCUGAUGUCUUACACCUUCUCUCUCUCUCUGUUUUUUUUGCGAUGUCAGAGUAUGUAUUGAACGUUGUGAUUUCUAAUGAAAAAAAACAACUUAAAAUUCCUAUUUUCCAAAAAAGUAGAUUUUUUAAAUGACAGAUUUUUCCCCUUUAAUGUUUGUAUUAUGAAUUGCACUUAUUUUGUUUGUUAAUUUAAAAAGCAGGAGGUCCGCUUGAAAUGUUUUUUUUUUCCCGAUGUAUGCCAACAUCUGCAAAUAUUUAACAAAAAUUUCCUUUUUUUUAACCAUGUUUCAGCAUUUAAAAUAAACAUAUGCUUGUGCAACUUA